Molecule: messenger RNA, 1632 nt
Organism: Lotus japonicus
Lineage: Eukaryota; Viridiplantae; Streptophyta; Magnoliopsida; Fabales; Fabaceae
Exons: 5
Coding region: 1090-1632 (180 amino acids)
Source: RefSeq, a predicted model, not a curated record
AUGGUCGGUGACAACUCUGUUCUCACAACAUUAAAAUGGUUGUUUUUUUUGAAAGUUAAAAAAUAUUCAAUAUAAGAUGAGGAAAUAUGCAAGAUACACAACCCUCCUCAAAGGGUACAAAAAAGGCCUAGCCAGAAGAAAAAACAACCACAAAGCCUAAAGCAACAGAACCCCAACAAAAGACCGCUCUAAACAUGCAAAAGAGCCCAAAAAAAAUACAGCUCACAAACACCCAAAAUAACCCAAGAAAAGGACCAAUGAAAACCAAAAAGACCAAAACCCGAAAGAGGCGCUAAGGAUCUCCAUAGAGUCUUGGAUGAGUUGCAACGAGAUGGUCGGCUAAGCUCUGGAUGGAAUCCUCUUCAGAACCUAUGGGAACAACCCCAACUUGUUUGGCAAUAAGAAAGAUCCUCUGAGCUCUUGUCAACGCACGAACAGACCCACGUGCUUCAGGAAGAAUCAAAGAAGGACCCCUCUCCGGAGAAACAUCAGUCCUCAAAAUCUCAGCAACCUCUUCAACCGCCUGCUUACGAGAGUCACUGCCUUUCCUUGGACGACCCCUCCUCCGACGCUCAGUCAACGGAACCUCCUCGGCACCCUCCAAGAGAUCACCCACAGAAGCACAAACCGGAGAAGAGAGGAAGCCUGAAUCCCCCACACAACCACCAACCGAAGAGACAGGGAUAGGAGCACCCUGCCCCUCUCUUUCCGAACCCAAAAGCACGCAAACAGAACCUCCAGAAUCAAGGAUCUCCGGGAAAAGGAGCUCUAGCGCACAACCAAGAGGAGAACAAACCCUAGAGAGACCUGUCAGCAUCUUCUCUUCAUCAGCAGACAUACCCACUUCACGACAAACCUCCUUCAUCCUCCUCGCUGGCCUCGGCGAAGACGGCGGAGAACCCACCUCAGCAAAUUGAUUGAGACCCCCUGACCUUGGAAACCUUGCCAAAGCAACAGACAGAAAGGAGCCCCCCACCAGCGCACCAUUGAAGAGGCCAACUCCACCGACGGAAACCUCACAAACCCGAAUCUGAAAGCCCUUCCUAUUCGCCUCUGUCUCUGCACAAACACAUUGAGAAGGCUUCCAAUAUGGCUGAAGAGACCACGAAUUUGAGAGUAGUCGACGAAAUCGGAAAUCCCGUCGACAAAGAGGGUGACCGAUUGAGAGUUGUUGUAUCGUGCUUGAAUUGGACAUUAUACAUAGACACAGGAAAUCACUCCGAUUUGGACUCUCCAUCAUUCCAGCACAAGAAGAACUUCCAUCAGGCAUUGAAGUUUUUCUUCAUCAUCAUCUUUCAUCCGAUUUUGUUCUCAUGCUACGCACUUCCCAAACGGUCUUAUUUUUUCUCAUUCAUUCUCCUCAUUCGUCAUCUCUCACUCUUGAUGACUCAAACAGUUCGUGUGCUCCAUGCGUGGGAAAUAAGAGAUUUCAAUAAACCUAAAAUUGUUAAUAGUAUUGAACUACUCUUAAUCGUUGAAAAUGUAAUCACUUUUUUGUUUUUCCCACUUUCAUGGUACCUAAUUCAAACUAUUUAUUGUUACCAUAACAAAGUUUAUGCGAUUCAAAAUGUUAUGGUUCAAGCAUCUGCUAGAAAAUAUAGAGUCACAAAGCAUAAAUACAAGAUUACUUGA